Molecule: messenger RNA, 1325 nt
Organism: Arachis ipaensis
Lineage: Eukaryota; Viridiplantae; Streptophyta; Magnoliopsida; Fabales; Fabaceae
Source: RefSeq, a predicted model, not a curated record
AUGAAUUUGUUUGCACAAACAACGGCUACUGUUAUCCUACCUCUUCUUCUCCUUGUCUCCCUUUUCUGUUAUAUCAAUGUUUCUUUGGCGCAGAAUUGUAAGAGUCAAAUUUCACGUACUAUUAUAGUUGAUCAAUCUGGAAAGUCAAAAUUUAAAACCGUUCAAUCUGCAAUUGAUUCAAUACCUGAAAAUAACAACCAAUGGGUGAAAAUUCACAUCAAUGCUGGAACCUACAAAGAGAAGGUUCAUAUUCCAUGUCAGAAGCCAUGCAUUUUUUUGGAAGGGGAAGGCAUAGACGUUACUACUAUUACAUACAAUGAUCACCAAUCAACUGAUGAAAGUGCCACAUUCUCUUCUUCUCCAGACAAUGUCGUUGCAAGCAAGAUUACAUUUAAGAGAGAAGGUUCAUAUUCCAUGUCAGAAGCCAUGCAUUUUUUUGGAAGGGGAAGUUUGCAGAACUCGUUCGAUGUGGGGAAAAUGUUGAGUUUGCAAGAAAUAAAAGAUGGAAAUGAUGUUGUGCCAGCAUUGUCAGCAAGAAUAUAUGGAGACAAAUCUGGGUUUUAUGAUUGUAGGUUUAACUCGUUCGAUGUGGGGAAAAUGUUGAGUUUGCAAGAAAUAAAAGAUGGAAAUGAUGUUGUGCCAGCAUUGUCAGCAAGAAUAUAUGGAGACAAAUCUGGGUUUUAUGAUUGUAGGUUUGUGGGAUAUCAAGAUACAUUAUGGGAUGUGGAAGGUCGUCAUUAUUACAAAAAUUGUAUUAUCGAAGGUGCUGUAGAUUUUAUAUUUGGUAGUGGUCAGUCUUAUUUCNAGGAUUGUGUGAUAAAUGCAACAUCCCCAGGGUUCAUAACAGCCCAAGGGCGUGAAUCAGAUAAUGACCCAAGUGGUUUUGUGUUCAAAGGGGGUUCUGUGGUUGGCUCCAACCCUGCUUCAUCUUUCUUGGGACGAGCCUAUGGUCCCUAUUCUCGAGUUAUCUUUUAUGGAACUAAUUUGGAAAAAUUUUGUGAGCAAAUACUCAGGGAUAAAUUCACGUAUGGCGAAGUUAACUGUAAGGGAGCAGGGGCAAAUUUGUCCAAGCGGGUCCCUUGGGAGAAGAAAUUGGUUGCUACACAGCUAAACCAAUUUUCAAGAUCAUCCUUCGUAGACCAUGAUAAUUGGAUUUUACAGCAGCAAACUUCUUUGACCAUAGGUGAAACAUGACACACUCAAACACUUUGAUAAACCACUUUUGAUAAGGAUGUCAAAGUAAAAUAUGUCUCACUAUAUUUAUGUAAUACGUAGCAAAAUUAACAAACGAAUAAUAGCCAUCAUUGUCACUUUUUUAGUUUCUU